AGAUAUAUACGGUUUAAAACAAAAGAACAUAAAAACAGUAAUUACGACUGCAUGUGGCUUAAACAUAUCGUAUUAAACAUAAGAUGAAAUAAUACAUAAGCAAUAUAAUAUACUUGAUUCUGAAAACCAAAACAUAGCAUAAUAUUUUGAAAAACAAAUAAAGAUAUAGAAGAAGGAUUAAAAAGAGGAAGUGUUCUUGUACAUUGUGCAGCAGGAAUGAGCAGAAGUAGUACAGUAGUAAUUGCUUAUUUAAUGAAAAAUAAUAAAACUAAAUUUAUUGAUACUUAUACUUAAGUCAAGAAUAAAAGAAGUAUUGUUUGCCCUAAUGAUGGAUUUGAAUAAUAGUUAAGAGAAUAUGAAAUUCAACUAGGUAUCCAUAAAGAUCAAAAGAAAUAAAAGACAUAGAUACUUUAAUAAUAAUAACAAAAUAAAUAAUAAUACUAAUAAGAUUAUAAUUCUCAUACAGGAUAAAGUGUGGAUAAUUUAAUAGGAAAUAUUAAUGGUUUAUUAAAUAGAGUUCAUGAUAUUAAAGUAUAAGAAAUUUUUAAAAAGAAUAAUUUAAAUAAAUUAAAGCCUUUAAAAAAUAAGAAUCUUAUAGGAGAUUUAAAUUUAAAAGACGAAGUAAAUAAUUUGAUUUUUAAAUAAGUUAAAUAAUUAUAAGUAUAAUAAGAAGACUUAAUUAAAAAAACCCAU
This is a messenger RNA of Ichthyophthirius multifiliis, 693 nucleotides long. RefSeq lists its product as hypothetical. The transcript has a single exon. NCBI's taxonomy places the organism in Eukaryota, Ciliophora, Oligohymenophorea, Hymenostomatida. The record is from RefSeq and is a predicted model, not a curated record.